Messenger RNA from Corylus avellana, 1071 nucleotides. Its product is annotated as Calcium-dependent lipid-binding (CaLB domain) family protein. The record is from RefSeq and is a predicted model, not a curated record. Gene Ontology annotation, biological process: defense response. NCBI's taxonomy places the organism in Eukaryota, Viridiplantae, Streptophyta, Magnoliopsida, Fagales, Betulaceae.
CAGCUCAGCGGAAUUGCAACGCAACAUUGCGCUUUCAGAAAUCAAAAUGGCGUCUCGCUACGAAGUCGAGGUGAAGAUCUCAUCGGCCAGGGACCUCAAGAACGUCAACUGGCGCCACGGCCCCAUCAGGCCCUACGCCGUCGUUUGGGUGGACUCCAAGAACAAGAGCUCCACCAGGGUCGAUGAGGGAGGCGACACUUGCCCCCACUGGGACGACACCCUGGUCAUCCCCUUGUCUGGCUCCGUCGACGACUACUCCUACCUCUACAUCGACAUCGUCCACGCCGGCUCCGAGGAAGACACCAAGCCGCUCAUCGGGUCGGCGCGCCUCAAGCUGACUGAUGUCCUCGACGACGUGGGCUUUGGCGAACGCGCCCAGCGGACCUUACAGCUCAAGCGACCAUCCGGUAGGCCCCACGGCAAGAUUGAGGUUAAGGUCGAAAUCCGUCAGCCACGAUACCGUGCGCCGGACCCAUACUACGCACCGCCUUACGGGGUCCCACCUCCGUCGGCUUCCCGAUCCGCAGAAUACGCUCCUCCGCCGCCAACCUAUGGUAACCCAUACGCCGCACCACCACACGAUCCUUACUAUUCGGCGGCCCCACCGGCUGGGUACCCCUACAGUGGGUACAAUGCACAAGCACCAGCACCGUACGGUCAGCCGAGUUACGGGCAGGAGCAGAAGCAGAAGAGCAGCAAGUUUGGUAUGGGAACGGGAUUGGCUGUGGGGGCGGUGGGAGGGCUGUUGGGUGGGCUGGCAAUAGCGGAAGGAGUUGAUUACGUGGAGGACAAGAUCGCUGACGAUGCGGCCGAUAGGGUUGAGGAUCGUCUGGAGGAUGACGACGCUGGCUACGACGGCGAUGACUUCUAAAAACUGGAGUCGCUGGAAUGUGAUGUGCUGUGUGGGGCCCUUUCUCUUUAAUGUCUUGUAUUUUCUCAAAUUUCCGAUUUAUCUUUUUUCAGUGACUAGGAGUGGGAGCUAGGGUCACAUGACUGUUUUUUCUUUUUUCUUUUUCUAAAAAAUAAAAAAGAAAAUAAACAUCAUGCUCGAAUUUUCUGAGCUUUUCUUUA